Messenger RNA from Drosophila sechellia, 2966 nucleotides. RefSeq names its product scoloptoxin SSD14. Gene Ontology annotation, biological process: glutathione catabolic process. Gene Ontology annotation, molecular function: glutathione gamma-glutamate hydrolase. The record is from RefSeq and is a predicted model, not a curated record. NCBI's taxonomy places the organism in Eukaryota, Metazoa, Arthropoda, Insecta, Diptera, Drosophilidae. The transcript has 3 exons. Bases 106 to 1821 code for a protein of 571 amino acids. Gene Ontology annotation, cellular component: plasma membrane.
CGCCCUAUACCGCGCAAUUUUCAUUUAAUUAAUUCUUCUCUUGGUAUUCUUAUAAUUUUUAGCUUGUUCCAAUUUAAGUUCCUAGUUUAAGGAUCCACACAAUAAAUGUCGUGCUGCAAGAAGUACGCCGUAUGCUGGAUUAUCCUGGUGGUGACCGCAUUGGGUGUGACCUUGGGUCUGGUUUUUGGACUCCGGAGCAAAGCGGAAGAACCACGUCGCAUUGGCGCCGUGGCAUCGAAUGGCGUGGGAUGUGCAGAGGUUGGAGGCUCCAUUCUGGAUAUCGGAGGAUCUGCUGCAGAUGCGGCUAUAGCCACCAUGUUGUGCGAAGGCGUAAUGCUGCCCCACAGCUUGGGCGUGGGCGGUGGGUUUGUUGCUACCAUUUACUCAAGAGAGACAGAAUUUAGUGAGGUUCUAAUUGCCCGAGAAACCGCUCCAGCUGCGGCCACGCAGGACAUGUUUGUCAAAACAGAAAUCACCGGCGCAUUGUCCUGUGCCGUUCCCGCCGAAAUUUAUGGAUACUCCGAGCUGCACGAUAAAUAUGGCCGCCUGCCCUGGAAAACGCUUUUCCAGCCCACCAUUGAUCUCUGCCGCCGUGGCAUCCUGGUCUCCAGGUAUCUCUCCGGAGUCCUUCAGCGCGAAGAAGAGCGUAUCAGAAACGAACCCUCCAUGGCCGAGAUUUUUAUUAAUCCGAAAACGGAUGAGGUCUACAAGCAGGGCGAGGUCAUGUACCGUCACACUUUGGCCGAAACUCUGGAAAUCAUAGCGGAUGAGGGCGCCAAAGUUAUUUAUGGCGGCGGCAGGGUAGGGAGAAAACUGGUGGAGGAUAUCCAGGCUAUGGGUGGCAUUGUUACCGAAGAGGAUCUGCAAAGUUACAAUGUUCGCUGGGAAAUGCCGCUCCACUCCCACUUCAGUGGUGGCUACAAGUUACUCACCUCGACACUGCCCACGAGCGGGGCCGUGUUAACCUUUAUGCUGAAUGUAAUGGAACCGCUGUAUACGAGCAAUACGGACAAGUACUGGCAGCGUUUAAUCGAGACUUUUAAGCACGCUUACGGGCAUCGUACCAAUUUGGGCGACAUCCACUAUGAACCAGAUGUGCAGGAGAUGUACGAAAACCUUAUCGAUCCGGCCUUUGCCGCAGAGAUCCGUAAACUUAUUUUAGACGACAGGACCUUCGAGGACAUGUCGUACUACGGAGCCAAUUUUGCUAAUGAGGAGGAUCAUGGUACAGCACACAUAUCCGUUUUGGCACCAAAUGGCGAUGCCAUUUCAGUGACCAGUACAAUAAACAGCCAUUUGGGAGCCAAAGUAAGAUCUCGCCAAACAGGCUUUAUACUCAACGACGAAAUGGACGACUUUAGUACGCCCGGAAAGGUAAAUGCCUAUGGCAUACCCGCCAGUCCCGCAAACUUUAUCAAACCAGGCAAACGGCCAAUGUCCUCAACUUGUCCCAGCAUCGUUUUAGACACCCAUGGGAAUGUUAAAUUGAUUGUGGGUGGUGCCGGUGGGUCAAAAAUUACCACCUCUGUUGCGCAGACUAUUCUAAGGUACUUUGUACUCCACGAACCUAUUGAGAAGGCGGUGAAUUCAGGACGAUUGCAUCACCAACUGGCGCCAAUGCACAUUGACAUGGAACCAAAUGUUCCCAGGCAUACUGUCGCCUAUUUAAGUGCUAUUGGACACGACAUCAGAUUUCUGGAAGAUGAUAAGGCAUAUUCCGCACAGACGGCCAUUGGAAUCUUGGGCACUGAACCACACCCCGUCUGCGAUCGUAGAAGAGUGGGGAGCGCGGUGGUAGUCGAACCAGAUAGAUUAGAAUAGAUGUAUGGGAUGUUCAUUUCAUCUUAAGUUUUAGGAAAGCCCGUUAGAAUAUUUUUGUGGUGUUCAUCUGAAUUAAAUAAAUGUAGGGGAAGAUCUUUUCUAGAUGCUUUCUUUUAUAAUACACCGUUUUUAUACCCGUUACUCGUAAAGUGAAAGGGUAUACUAGAUUCGUUAAAAAGAAUGUAACAGGCAGAAGGAAUCGUUGCCGACUAUAUAAAGUAUAUGUCGAAUUAUCUUCGUCUCCCAUUAGAGCGUAGCGCGUUUCUAACUAUUCACAGGCGAUCACUCAAGCAUACUGUCCCGCUCGUCUUUUAACAGCCUAUACGAACACUCGAACCACACUCGGCUGCAACGUCGCGACGCAUCGUUGUGCAACUAAACAGGCGACGCGUCGUUGUCGCCCCGCUCCAACGGUACUUGCAGAAAAACGACGGACAACCACAAUGCAAAGACGCAAAACAUAAUAUGAUGAAAUAAUUCGAGUUCAGGCGUAAUCUUCUACUACUAAUACUACUACUACUCCGACACGGCCAUCCUGACUCUAACACGACAUCGUGUUCCAUUCAAUUGUGUUUUUAUAAACAAAAGAUUUAAUAUUUCCAUUUCAAUUCGUACAAACUUAUCAAGUUAAUUUCACAAAACAGUAUCAAGCCUUCUUAACCAAUAUCUUGACAUAAUUCUUACUAUAAUGUAAUUUUUAACAAAAUCAAAUAUUCUUCUUCAUUCAACAUUACAAAUUCAAUGCCCCACACGCCAUGAUCAAAACAAACAUCAGUUUGUUUUGCACUUGUGCUUGCAUUAUUUAUCUGGUCUUGUUACUCUGUCAUUUUCUUUGGCCAGCAGUAAAUCUUUCAUCACCUUUAUUGGUGUGCUUCACUUUCUUCAGUGGCUUCAACAUUUUCAUUUUCGCUCUCUUCAUCAUCCAUUGUUUCCACGAAACUCCACCAACAACAACAACAACAGGCGCCAUGCUCAUUUGAUACACAUAUUACAAAUUCAAUUCAAAUUCAAAUUCAUUACAAAUUCAAUGCCCCACACGCCAUGAUCAAAACAAACAUCAGUUUGUUUUGCACUUGUGCUUGCAUUAUUUAUCUGGUCUUGUUACUCUGUCAUUUUCUUUGGCCAGCAGUAAAUCUUUCAUCACC